AUAAUAAUAAUAAUAAUAAUAAAAAGAAAAACGAAAGUAAGUAAAAAUGCCGCAAAUAUACUCAAAAAAGUGGCAAUAUUGCAAUCACUUUCUACGAAUAAUGCCAAAAAUAUGUGAACGUAUACGAUGAUCGAACAAAUGUGUGAGUCCCACUCAAUACAAUUUAAUUCGAUUGAAUUCAAUGCAAUUCGUAUUAUAAAUGUGUUCAAUGUUUCAUUAUUUCCUUGAAAAGUUCAGUCAGAAGAACAAGGUGCUUCGAGUUUUUGAUUGCUAGCUAAGAAAAGUUUAAAUACUUAAAGUAUUACCUUAAAAGUGAAACAAAAAAAAAAAAUAAAAAUAAAAAUAAAUAAAUAAAUAAAAAAUAUUAAAAAAUAAAUAUUCAAGAAUAGUGUCGAUCCUGCAAACGACGAGAUACGUUUAAACGUUUGAGGAAUCUCGGUGAAAAUUGCGGAAAAAGCCAUGAAUGCGCGAAUAUUGCGCAAAUGGAGCAUACAAACGAAUCUAAUGUCUUCUACAGUGUACAGUUUACUUGUGGUCGUUGCGCUGCUACUUGUCACAUGUGCACCAAUAUCACCAAUACUGGCAACCAUAAUGAACGCACAUUCAGUUGCAUUCACAGUCUAUGGUACAUAUGCACCCUCGCCAACUUCAAUUCAAACAUCACCGCCACCGCCGCCACCACCUCCACCCUUUACCACCCGCCAAGAUACAAGUGGAAAAGUUCACACGCACGCACGAAGUCCAACAAAUCAAGGAAUCAGACGAGAAAUUCUAAGAAAUAUUGGCGAUCAAUACAAAAUGAGGCCAUCACAUUACACAGAGCGGAGCAAUGUCGGUGACACAGAGACAAUCGAUGAUGAAAAAGAGCACAGACCAUUUGUGGGAUAUCCAUUAACGGGUAAAAGUUGGCCGCUAUAUGCGGAACGAACCACAACACUGGGCACAGCGUCGUCGGCCACAUUGCGUGUAGUUAAAAAUAUUCAAAAAUCAAUUGCAAAUAAUUAUAAUACAGAGCAUUGGCUUAGCGGCAGUAGGAGCAAUAGCGGCGGCGUGUCAUCAAGCUCAUUAGUACCGCAUGUGAAUUUCUCGUCACCGAAAUUAAUCAAAAUGCCCAUGCGGUAUGUUAUUGAAUCUUAUGAGGUGCCCGCUUCGCUACCAUUGAACGGGGAAUUAACGGAGAAGCAACGUCGCAUGCUAAUUCAUGAACAAUACCUGAGACAGUUGCAUACUAUUCAGCAGCAGCAGGCAGCCCGUAAUAGACGGGAGUCCUUAAACGGUAGCUUUAAACGUUAUGUUAAUGAUCAACCAAAGCAAUUCCAAAACUUUCGAAAACGUUAUCUACCCCAAAUACACCAUAAUAUUAGACAGCAACAACAACAACAACAACAACAACAACAACAACAACAACAACAACAACAACAACAACAACAGCAACGACUUCGUAAGCAUACCCGCCGAUAUUGCUCAGCCAGAGAUCCGGCUCAGUUAGCGUUUGAAGCACCAACAGUGUUUGAGGGAAAGAUUGUAUCAAUGACACCAGAUCGCCGAUCAAAUUUCUCGGCCACCGUAGAAGUGCGUGAGAUAUUUAAACAACAGAUAGGUUUUCACUUGCAGAAAUAUUUACGUUUGCAAUUCGCUUACGGUAACAGCAGCGGCGAAUGUGAUAUAUAUCGCGAGCAACUGAGACUAAGAGGUCUAGUGCGGGGGGAUACCAUCGAGCCCGGUCGUAUAUAUUUAUUAUUUGUGCAGCAAAUAGACAACGGUAAUUUUACUAUUCUGGGUCAACCGAUCCGAAGGACACGACGUGUAGUCGAUGCGGUCCGGAAUGCAGUGAGCGAGAACUAUGCACAGCUCGCUUCCAUAAGAUCGAUAUCAGCCAAUAAUCGUACGGUGGAGAAUGGCAAAGAGUUGCGUAUAGUGUGCAAGGUACAUGGACGACCGCCACCCAAGGUGACAUGGUUUAAGGAUCACAAAUCAAUUAAUCGAAAUCGGAAACUGUAUCAGUUUUACCAUUACAAAAAACGAUCGGAACUCGUUAUACGUUCCUUCAAUACCUCAGAUGCUGGUCGUUAUGAGUGCCGGGCUAAAAACAAAGUUAAUCGUAAUGUGGAGCGAAGAGCGAUGGUUAUAAAAGCCUAUCCAAUACCGUUAUUUGAAACACAUCUAAUAGGUGGAACCGGAAACAAUUGUCCGGAUGACGCUUCCGAAUUUUGUUUUAACGGCGGACCUUGCAAGUUUUUUUCAGAAAUCGGUUCAUAUUCUUGCAUAUGUCCUGAAGGUUUCAUUGGUGAAAGAUGCGACCGCAAGGAAGUCAAUAACAUGCCCCCCAAUUAUUUAUUGUUGCAAUCUACGGCCAAUUAUACGCCUUUGAUUAUAUAUUAAAUUGAAAAGUAAUAAAGAAACAAAAACAAAAAACGUUGCGAAUGUGAUCUAUCAAUGACUCUACGAAACAACGCGCACACGGUUGGCCCUGGCACAAACUGUCCAUUAAACUACUUAGUUAAACAAAAGAUGAUUAAUUGUUUGAAUAUGACCGCAAUCAGGGGAAUUUUCUAUCAGAACAUAUUUAACUUAAAAAUCAAGCACAACUUGAAGCUCUCGAUCGCCACAAAGAAGAUGUUCACAUAUUGCCUAUCCUUUCUUAUUGCUUUGAUAUUCAAUUUCAAAUUU
This is a messenger RNA of Glossina fuscipes, 2670 nucleotides long. RefSeq names its product protein vein (gene vn). The transcript is spliced from 6 exons. Lineage: Eukaryota; Metazoa; Arthropoda; Insecta; Diptera; Glossinidae. Gene Ontology annotation, biological process: synapse organization; homophilic cell-cell adhesion. Gene Ontology annotation, cellular component: axon; plasma membrane; neuronal cell body. Gene Ontology annotation, molecular function: axon guidance receptor activity. The record is from RefSeq and is a predicted model, not a curated record. The coding region runs from base 460 to 2382 and encodes 640 amino acids.